This is a messenger RNA of Ochlerotatus camptorhynchus, 1493 nucleotides long. It is a transcript of the gene tan, whose product is annotated as C45 family peptidase tan. NCBI's taxonomy places the organism in Eukaryota, Metazoa, Arthropoda, Insecta, Diptera, Culicidae. The record is from RefSeq and is a predicted model, not a curated record. The transcript is spliced from 8 exons. The coding region runs from base 24 to 1271 and encodes 415 amino acids.
UACACACCCCGUCAUAAACUAAGAUGAAUGGAAAUAAUUUGAUCGCCCACAUUAAUUUAAUUAGUGCUCAACCCAUCAAAUGCUUUGUCAGCAGCAGUGAAUCAAGCAAAAUGUCUCCAUCGAUUAAGAACAUCCCACGUCGCCAGGCCAUCCCGAUUCUGUACACCCGGGGAACCCAUUACGAUGUUGGAUACGAUGUGGGUCGAACAUUUGCGGCAAUCAUCAAAAACUUCCUCCAAUUGUCCGGGCCGUUGAACGACACCUAUUUGCCACUGUACAACACCGAUGAAGGCAGAAAAGUAUACAAUGAAACUCUGGACUCGGUCAAAAAAUCGUUCCCACAGUAUGUUCGUGAACUUGAAGGAACCGCUGACGGAGCACAGGUUGAAUUUCAUAAGCUAUUUCUACUACACAUGGACGAAAUCCUGCCGGUAGCUGUCGAAGGUAAAAAUAGCAUCAAUCAACCCAUCGGAUGCUCAACGGUGUGCGUUAAUGAGCCAGAUUGUGAAAUUUUGGCCCACACCGAAGAUGCCCUGAGUGAAGUCCUGAAUCACUACUACUUCGUUUCGGCUCACAUUGUUUCGGACGCUCCUCAGGGUAAAUACAAUGUGACCGAGGAACGCUUCACCUCCCUCUGCUAUGCGGGCCAUCUGCCGGGCUAUACCAUGAACUACAACCACCAUGGAUUGGUGUUUUCGAUUAACACGUUGAGUGCUAGUAAUCUGUACAGUGGAAAGACUCCCCGACACUUCAUCACACGUGCUCUGCUAUCGGCGGAGAACUUUGCGCAAGCGCAACUAAUUCUACGGGAUAACGGAGUAGGCGCUGCCGAUGGAUGCUCGGUCAAUAUGACGUUCUUGAAACAAGAAGGUGACCGGUUGUUCCACAAUGCUGAAAUGGGACCGGCCGUAAAGGAUCAAUCCCAACUGAACAUUCUGACCGCCAGCCCGGGUGAACACAUCGUUCAUGCGAACAUGUACCUACGGUUGCCGGUUCCGGAGGUAUCGGGAUUGAUCAUCGACUCCAGUGUGGAACGAAUGAAAACGUUCAAAUCGUUCUGCGCACCGAAAACCCUAAACGACGUCAUACGAAUGCUGGGAGAUCAGAGCGCCAUAGAGCACACUGUUUUCCGCGAGAAGGACGCCAAGGACAUCGUCAAGACGGUUUGUGUGGGAAUCUUCGACUGCCGUAAGCGAACUUGGUCGCUGUAUUCGGACAAUCCGAAGUUCAAUGCUCCCCUGCUGGUGAUGCCUUUGGUGAUUAAGGACUAAAUGAGUGAAAUACUAGCGUUAUUAUGGGAUGGGUCUCACAGAUAAAACGGAACGCGGUAGGUUAUUUCGUCUUGCAUUUAUAGGAUGCUUUUUGGUGCAAUAUCUGGGCGUUUUAUGUUGUUCAUCGCAUCAACAUGAAGCACGUUGUUUUGCUUGAACUGGAUCACUUGCUGUUUAUUUUAUAUGAUUCGUUAUAUUUAUAAUUAUAUGAUGUUAAGCUUA